AUGGCACUUCUUCAUUCUCAAUCAUCCUCUGGUUUUUCAGCAUCAUUGUUUGCUCUUCUUUUCCUAGUUCCCCUUCAAUGCCAUGUAGCCUCUUGUGCUCUUUUAUUAAGCUUGAGACACCACCAUAACUACCUUCACCAUCAGAGACCCAUGAUCCAUGCCAACCAAACCAACUGUGCAUUGUUUGUGGGAACUUGGGUUCAAGAUGACACAUACCCACUUUACCAAUCCUCUAGUUGCCCCAUCAUAGAUCCUGAGUUCAACUGUCAAAUGUAUGGUCGCCCAGAUUCUGAUUACCUCAAAUAUCGAUGGAGACCCCUUAACUGCGAGCUUCCAAGGUUCAAUGGGGUUGAGUUUCUUCUGGAAAUGAAAGGAAAAACUGUCAUGUUUGUGGGUGAUUCUCUGGGGCGAAAUCAAUGGCAGUCACUGAUUUGUAUGAUAUAUGCUGCAGCACCUCAGACACAAACGCAAUUUGUCAGGGGAGAGCCACUCUCAAUCUUAAGAUUCUUGGACUACGGUGUGACCAUUUCAUUUUAUAGAGCUCCUUAUUUGGUAGAGAUUGAUGUGGUUCAAGGGAAGAGAAUUCUGAGGCUGGAGGAGGUAGAUGGGAAUGGUGACGCAUGGAGGAGUGCUGAUGUGCUGUCUUUUAACACUGGACAUUGGUGGAGUCAUCAAGGGUCUCUUCAAGGGUGGGAUUAUGUAGAAUUAGGAGGCAAAUACUACCCAGAUAUGGAUCGUUUAGCAGCUUUGGAAAGGGGUAUGAAAACAUGGGCUAAUUGGGUGGACACCAAUAUUGAUAAAAGCAGAACCAAAGUGUUCUUCCUGGGAAUUUCUCCCUCACACAGCAACCCAAAUGAAUGGAGUUCUGGAGUGACAACAAAGAAUUGCUAUGGGGAAACUGCACCAAUCAGUGGUACUACUGGCACAGCAUACCCUGGUGCAUACCCUGAGCAAAUGAAGGUUGUGGAUAUGGUGAUUAGAGAAAUGGGGAACCCUGCUUAUCUUCUUGACAUUACAAUGCUAUCAGCAUUUAGGAAGGAUGCACAUCCUUCCAUUUAUAGUGGUGAAUUGAGUCCUCAACAAAGAGCUAACCCUGAUUACUCAGCUGAUUGUAGCCAUUGGUGCCUUCCUGGAGUGCCAGAUACUUGGAAUGAACUAUUCUAUACUGCUUUAUUCUACUGA
Messenger RNA from Gastrolobium bilobum, 1182 nucleotides. Its product is annotated as protein PMR5-like. Gene Ontology annotation, cellular component: Golgi apparatus. The coding region runs from base 1 to 1182 and encodes 393 amino acids. Gene Ontology annotation, molecular function: O-acetyltransferase activity. The record is from RefSeq and is a predicted model, not a curated record. Lineage: Eukaryota; Viridiplantae; Streptophyta; Magnoliopsida; Fabales; Fabaceae. The transcript has 5 exons.